Messenger RNA from Striga asiatica, 798 nucleotides. Lineage: Eukaryota; Viridiplantae; Streptophyta; Magnoliopsida; Lamiales; Orobanchaceae. The record is from the annotation of a GenBank genome assembly.
AUGCUGGAGAUUUCCGAGAGGAAUUCGCGAACGCCUUGUUUCGAGUCGUGUGAGAUUCGCUUGACGGCGAUUUGGGUCUUUGAGUUGGACCCGACCAAAGCCGCCGGAGCCGAGGAGUUCGCUGUCUUUGAAGCUUCUGGUGGCUUUUUUGAGCUCUUGAGGAAAGCAGAGACAGUGAGGCCUAUGGUCAGGCCUGUGUGUUUGAUUUUAGUCCCUGGGAUUGAAGGCAGGGAAUGUAAAUCCAACGGCGGAGCUUCUCCGAUGGGGUUUUAUCGACGACGGCGAGAUGGUGACGUUGACGAGAUUCGUACUGGAAUCGUAGUCGAUCCAGGCGACGAUCGGCUUGCCGGACUUGAGAUUGAGGUCGAUCUUCGAACCCCCGGCGAAGUACGCCGCCGGGGCGGAGGCGUUGGAGCGGAGGGCGUUCGAAUCGAUGCCGACGUGGUUGUCGUUGACGUCGUUGAACUCGAAGUCCUGGACGGUGUCGAACUCGACGGCGAACAGGUGGUUGGAGGCGUUGCCGACGGUGGUGGAGUUGAAGAGGCCGAGGUACUGGCUGGGCUGGGCGGAGGGGAGGUCGCUCGACGGGGAGAUCGCGAAGGCCAGGCCGUGGCCGCCGAGGCGGGGGUACUCCGGGUGGAUGGCGACGGCGAAGCAGGUCGAGAAGGAGAGGACGGCGCCGGCGGUGGAGUUUUUGAACCGGACAGGGGUGUAGUAGAAGGCGUGGCCGAUAAGCCGGCUGGUUUCGUUGGUGAGCUGGAGGAUUCCGUUGCGGCCGACGGAUGCGGCGCCGUUUAG